Caenorhabditis auriculariae is the source of this 8469-nucleotide messenger RNA. Lineage: Eukaryota; Metazoa; Nematoda; Chromadorea; Rhabditida; Rhabditidae. The record is from the annotation of a GenBank genome assembly.
AUGGCAAAAAGGAGCUUGGUAUGAUCCAUUAUUUGAUUCCCAUUCCACGAGCUUUUCUUUCAGGCCAGAGGAAGCUCGUAAGUUGCCCAGUUUGUAGGAAUAUUGAUCUUGCUUGAAGUUGCAGACAAGAUCUCAAAACGGCGUACGAAACCGAGAACUUUUACGGUGUCUGUGUGGGUUUACAGAACGUUUUCUGAAAUUGGAAAAACAAUUAAUAUCAAUUUUCUAACUAAAAUUUACAUUUUUUUAUAGUCUGUUGAAAUAGAAAAAAUUUGAAUAUCAAGUAAAAUGACGUCAUUCAAGGACGCUCUCUGAUUGGCUUAUCGUAUCAUCGGGGGCGGAGCUUCAGCGACAACUUGAAAUUCAAAACCUUAACAGAUUAUAACAUAUCUCCAUGAGAUUUGAAAAAGAUCGACAUGAUAUAAACCAGCUUGCUCUAAAUUUGCGCCAAACAAUGUUUGUUGGCGCUUCUUAAGGUCAAUGUAUUUUUCGGUUCGGAAUUUCUUGCAAAUUGGCUAGAACACUCUUUGAUGUACCAAAAGAAGAUCCUGAAAGUCUCAACUUGCAAAAAUUUCUAGUUUUCGAGAAAAACCCCUCAAAAUGUCUUAUUGAGGUUUUCUUCGGCUUUGAAGCGUCCUUUUUCGAAAACUAGAAAGUUUUGGGGGUUGAGACUUUCAGGAUCUUUUUCUGGCACAUCAAGGAGUGUUCUGACCAAUUUUCAGGAAAAUCCGAACCGGAAAGUGAAAUGACCGUAGCUCUCAAAGUUGAAGAGGUGCUCCCUGUAUGGAUAAAAUUCCAAAAUUCGAAAAAACACCUUUUCGAAGAAUUUCGCUUAAUUGGAAUUUUCAACGCUCACGCCAAGUUCACGUCAAUCCCCAACCUUCAUUUUCUCAUUCCGCUUCAGCAGGAUAUGAAAUUCACGAACGAGCCCGGCCGAAUCGCGUCGCUGAUCAAACGUGUCAAGAAGUUUGACCUCAGCGAGGACUGUCGACAUCUUUGCAAAAAUAUGGACAAGUACAAGGUUUAGAGAGGGAAAAAGGUACAUUUGUUCCGAAGUAUGACCUCAGUUCAGGCUCUUGCUGAUAAGGUUCAUCAGGCGAUCAUUGGAAGCGUCCUCGAGCCCCCGAGAACUGCCAAAAGUGUGGGUUUCAGAAAGAUAGGGGUGGUUCUGCCUUGAACAAGGGUAGCUUUGCUCAGGAUCUUCAGAGUGAUCCCUUUAGGGGCAACAAUAGGGCGGCCUUGGAGGUACACCUCUAGGGUCCACUUAACCUUCCCCUAUUGGGGUACUUAAGCUUGAAAAAGUGGUCUAGUCGUUUAUUGUUAUGAACUCUAUGAAAAGAAGCAUUUUCAUGCAAAAAUCUGAACAAAACGGUUAAAGAUCCUAUGGGAACCACUUGAGCUUUAGAAGCUUGAGAUUCAGACCCUUAACCCCUAGAGGGACCACCUAAGUUGUACCCUCAUCAGGACUUUUUUCCCUAACCCCUAUAGGGACCACUUUGGUGUCCUAAGUGCUGCUAGUCCUUGAGCCAUUCUAAACGCGACUACGUUUUGAAAAAUGCGCAUUUUUUCGUUUCAGUUAGAACUUAGAUAGGAAUAGUUGUGCCUUAAAAAAAUCAUUCCAAGUGUAGCCUUGCUUAGAAACUCCAGAGUGGUCCCUAUAGGGGUUCUUGAAGUUUACUCUCUAGGGUUUCUUUUUCUUCCCUUAUAGGGUAUACUAAUGAUCGCAAAAAUGGCCACUUUAGUGGCGUCUAAGUGUCUUUUCAUUUUCCAAAUCAUAAAAAAAAAUGAAAGAACCCCUAUAGGGACCACUCGAACUUUAAGUGCUUAGAAUUCAGAUCAUAAACCCUAUAGAAAACAUCCGAAUUUCAUCCCCUAUAGAGGCUUUUUCUCUGUACCCCCAUAGGGACCACUCUGGCGUUACUAAAUGUUGCAAAAGUUCAAGCGAACCCUUGACCCAUUCCAAAUGCGGCCAAGCGCUGAAAUAUCACAUUUUUUCAUUCCAGCUCGAACGUCCGUAUCAGGCUCCACAAGCCGAAGAAGAUUACUAUAGUGCUCAAUUUUAUUUUAACGAAUACACUAAACAGCUCAAAGAAGGCCGGCCUGGCGAGUAUACGGUAGCUUGGAAUGCCAUCUCAAAAGAAAUUUUGACAAAAAAAAGCGUUCAGAGAUUAGAAGAGAUCUCGAAGGUCCUCGAGGCGUUGCACGUUGAGCAGGUGCGUUACGUGAAAAAGUGCAACGACAUUCUGAAACCGUUGACGACGUUCAUCGCCGAAGACUACUGGGGCUACGUCAAGAUACGGAAAGGUGAGUCGGGUAUAGAAAAAUGGAAGAAAUUGGUAUAGUCUUCAUGAACUUUAAAGGCAUGGGGCAGUAAAAAAUGGGGUUUCAGGUUAAAGCAGUAUCUUAUGUAGUUUUUCUUUACGAAUCGAAUGGUGUACUCAAAAAAAUUACAGAUGGGACAACUUUAGAAGGAAAACGCGAUUUUACAUUCCCGCCUUUAAUUUUGAAAAAUGCUUUGGAUCGGUAUACAGACAACUGAUUACAGUAGCCGUGCACGCGAUGUUGCGGACGUCUCAUUAGACUCGCCUUUUGUGAGAAAUGACCGGAUAUCUGCUUCAACUUAAGGGUUCCUUUUCUGAAAAAUCGAUUAAGAAAACAGAAAACACACAUUGAUAAUAAAGAAAACACAAAUAAUCGAUAUCCCAAUCGAAACCUGUGUAAAAUCAUCAUUUUUCACCAAAAAAGCUUUUUUGCGAUCAAAGUUUGCAAAUUAUACAUGAAUCGAAGGCUUUGGUGACGAAAAAAACUCUGGUGACAACAGAAAAAAAUUGAAAAUUGAAAGAAACGAAGAAAAAAGCGAAAAUCCGACAAAUGGCGAAGCCUGUUGUCCAUAGAGCAACUUUACUGCAAAGCGCCCUUUUCGCGGGAACUCAAACAUUCGUCUCUCCGACUUUGAAUUAUUUUUUCUCCAAAACCAGGAACUUCUGUACGUUUCCAAGUUCACCGUUCGAUUCGCAAUGAAAAGCUCUAAAAAAUACUGCUUUGAAAUGAAACAUAGUUUUUUACUGCCCCUAUGCCUUUAAAUUAGUUUUGGACCAUGGGGAGACUUUGAAGCAGUGUAGACGAACUUCAAGUGAUGUUAAGAGUUUUCGGAAAGAAAGUCUGGAAAAAUUGAAGUUCUAGUCGUCAAAUUUUUUCUGGAACCUUUUCAUAUUGCCUUUCAUCUGACCUGAAGUUUCAGAACAUUGAGAGUCCCUUACUUUUUUCACAGAUUUUCCGCUCAAAGGGUACAGUGGCGUUCUUUAAUUUAUGAGGAACUGGUCCCAGUAUAGUCAAUGUUUCCCGACUUGAAAGGCAAGGGAGGCGGGACAAGGGGCGGGACACGUAGCGUGUGCGUACGCGGUUCUUGGCACGAGUUCAAAUCAACCGCCAUCGACUCUUUGAAAAGCUUGUUUUUCGCUCUUUUCAUUCCUUUUUCAAUUAUUUAUUGAUUAUGUUCAUGUGUGCAUCAAAAAUUAGUAGAAAAUACAGAGAAAGAGCGGUUGCCGAGCUUUUUAAGUAGUCGGCGGCAAUUGAAUUGAAUUGAACUGGCGCCAAAAACCGCGUACGCACACGCUACGCGUCCCGCCCCUCGCUCCGCCUCCCUCCCCUUUCAAGUCGGGAAACUAUACAACUGAUUCACCGAUGGCUUGAGCCAUCGAAAAAAGGGUCCUGACACGAUUUUUAAAAAAUUAGAGAGUGAUUGGAAUGGGGCGCGCCGUAGCGCAACAGGUUGCGUGCCUGUCUACGGUCCACAGGGUCACAAGUUCGAUCCCCGCCCCGACCCAAUCAAGGAGUUUAAGAAAUGUUGGUAGUGGGAAACCACGGCUUCGUAGUCCCCAGCUGUCACACACAAGGACGGAUAUGUCACUGGAGCCAGUCCACUGAUUAUCACUGAUCAGUAUAGGACCUCGGUCAAUCGACUUGGGGCGCCGACGCCGCUCACGAGGUAAAGAGGCUUGGAGAAAGCAGAAGAAGAAGCUUUGAAUAAUGGGAAUUUGAUCCUAGUACAACUGAGAGCCAUCGAAAAAGGGUCCUGACACGAUUUUUAAGAAAAUAGGGAGUGCCUGUGGUGGAGGGGCUCCAACAGACCACGCCUAUUCGCGUCUCAAGUUAGACACUUUCUGAAAGCGGCAGUUUUCUGUUUUUUUCUUUUUCGAGUCUGGGCCUAAUCACUGCUAAAGUAGGAGUUGCGGAAAACAGGUGCAAAAUUGCCGCUAAAAGGGUUCCAUUUUGCGGCCUUUAUUGAGCCUUUCAUAACGGACGCUCAAAGGACCCGUAAUGGGUCCUUCUAACUUUGCAUAUGAAAUUGGCGGAAAGAUCUGUUGAUAAAUAAAGCCAUUAAAGUUGUAGAUGAUCAUUUUCAGCGUACAUGGAUUCGAUGGUGGACGUGGACACGGCUGUGACGGCCCACAACAAGGAAAGAUCUGUGGAAACGGAAAGUAACCUUCAUAAAGCCGAAGAAACCCGCAACAACUACAAAAAGGAGGUUCACUAUCCAUUCAGACGUUCCAAACCUCCAAAUAUUCAGCUCAUCGAUUACAUCAAAGCGAAAGAAGCGGAACAAGUGAAACACGCCGAAUGCGUCAACAAGUUCAUGGACGAAACGUCGUUGCAUCACGCCAAAAUGGCCGAAAUUCUCCAGAAAUUCGCGACUGAAUAAUCUUUUCUUUCGUUUCUCUCUCGAAUUAACGUCUUAACUCUACUUUUUAUUUUGUCGUUAUCAUUUCGUUUAUCGAUAACUCUUUAAAAAUUGUUUCAAAGCUGACUCACGGCUGGCUUGAGCCAUCGAAAAAAGGGUCCUGACACGAAAAAAAGAGAUAGCGCUUGGUCAGUGGAGAGUACAGACACGCCACGCCCAUUAGUGCCCAGAGCCAACCAUGAUUCGAGUGUAACCUAACUGACGACCACAAAAUACAGCGCCACUAAAUAAACGCCACAAAGGCGGAAAAUAAAGUGUGUUGUACGCAGUGCACGCGAUGCAUGAAAAGCGACGCGCAAAAAGCGAUAUUGAAUGUUUAUUAUUAAUGAAAUUCUUUUUCUGGCUCUUAUUGGUUCGGGAUUACAAUAUUAAUAUUCUGAAAAGAAAUAGCAUCUAGAACCAUUUCGAGAAAGGUGGUUCUCAUCGAAUUUUAAAGUUCGAAUUUCAAGAAAUCGGUGGUAUGAAAAAAACACCAGCGAAAAUUCAAACGGCGACUUUUCCGAUUUUUUCAUUUCGCUAGGGAACUUUCCGCCGAAUCUUUUUCCGACUUUUUUUCCUCAUAUUUUUCGGUUUAUAAAACAUCUAUUAACCUUUUUUUCCUGCUUCUUUGUGUUUUAAUCAUGAACAAACUACCUACUUUAUAUAGGAAGAUGUAAAACGAAGAGUUUAUCUAGAAAAAAAAGUCGAAAAAAGUUUCGUCGGAAAGGUGGCCGUCGGAAAGUUCCCUAGCGAUAUGAAAAAAUCGGAAAAGUCGCCGUUUGAAUUUUCGCCGGUGUUUUUUUCAUACCACCAAGAAAUCCGCUAAAACCAAGCCUUUUUCUGAGAACUUACUCCGUCGAAAAGAAAAAAUGGCUUCAAACGGAAAUUCUUGAGAUUUUUACGGUUCACCUAACUUUUUUUAUUCCUUUUUUUUUUCAAAUGAACGUUUUCUCAAUUGACGUGGGUCUUACUCAUUUUCUCAUAUUUCCGUCUUUCGAUAGCUACUUCUGAGAAUGGGGUCUGUAUUUCCGGAUAAGUUGAUUCACUCAGGUUCAGUCGGACCAGCACCAGGAAGUCGUCGUGGAGCGGUCACGAGGACGACCCGAAGGCCCACGAGGAGCAGGACUGGUACCACGGGCUCCUGCCCAGGGCCGACAUCAGCUCGUAGGCAUUUUCCUGUCCUUUUCAUGAGAGACUGGUCUCGGCCGGGGGACUUCUGAAGGGGACUGGUUGCAGUUUUUCAUUCUGAACCCAAAAAAGCUGGGGAGGGGAGUUAGGACAGCUCAGAGCUGAUCUAAGCAUGAGAUAGACUGGUUUUUGCCUUUCAUCCAGAAGUGUCACAGUGAGUUCUUUGAAGCCAAAAACUUCCAGGCUUCUCGAGAAAGACGGCGAUUUUCUGCUCCGAGCCUCGUCGAUCAGUGAUGCGGAGGUAGUUCAUUUCCAACGGAUAGAAAAAUGUGACCGGAACGAUUUUCUUCAAGGAAACGUUUCAAAACUGUGAUUUGUUGGCUUCGAUUUGAAAGCCUUGGAAUAAGCUCUUUUUAAAUCGAUUGCACACGGCGUUUUUGUUAGUGGAAGAAAAUGCGUAACCAAAAAUAAAAAGGGGCGGAGCGAAAACUGCGCCGUUCCCAUGUGACGUCAUGGGAAACAAGCGUAAACAACGGAAAAUUAAAGGCGCAUGUUCAAUUGGUCAUGAGACGAACCGUUUUCUCAUUUCAAAACGCUAUUUUUCUGCUGCGGCGUUCAAAAUGAUUCCGCGAAAUUCAAAAUAGCAAUCAGAAAAAGAAAAAUAUAACUGAAUUUCGGAAAAAAAGAUGAUUUUUGCAUAUCGCGAAAAUUAACUUAGAACAUGACCUGUGCGCGAGCGCCGCAGUGCAUGCACAUAACACACUACACUUUACGGAAAAAUAUUGUCAGGGCGUCGUCAAAAAAAAAACCCCGUUUGUAGUUUGUUUCAAUACUUUUCGAUGCCAAUCUUUUAGUAACCCUUUUUUGAAAAUACUUUGAAAAAGGAGUAAAAUUUUCAAUAUACCUCACUUGAUUUCAAUAACCGAGUUAUUUUUCUUCAAUUUUUCGUUCAAAUCCUCAAUUCCAGCCAUUGCGGACGAUCAUAUCGAUUAAAUGGAAAAGCAAAAUUCAUCAUUAUAUUCUCGUCGAAUGUCUGGAUGGUACCUUCCAGAACUGAUUUUGAACCAUUUUCUGUAUUUCAAGGCUCAAUCUCAUUGGACAAACAUCGGUACGGGACGGUUUUGGAGCUGGUCGGAGCUCUUAUGUACAAAAAGCUGCCGAUUACUUCGGAUUUGGGGGCUUUGCUCAUCAAUCCGAUCGUCAAGCAAGACUGGGAGCUCAGGCAUAACCAGGUCGGUUUUCAGACGGCUUUUGGUCUCGAAAAUUGAUUUUUAGCUUCCAUAACUCUUGAUAAGGUUCAUUCAUACUUUAGGUUGUUUAUAGAUUUUUUCAGUUCCCCUUUGAUUUUCAGAAUGAAUAUUUCCAGAUUGUCAUUGGAAAAAUGCUUGGUGAAGGCGCUUUUGGCGGCGUCUACAAGGGCUCUUUGACCAUUAAGAAAAGGAAAAUCCCGGUAAAUUGAAUUCUUGGAAGCUUUUCCCAAUGGUUAUUGAUUCGAGGUCGCGGUGAAGGUGAGCAAAGGGAACGCGAAGAUGAGCUCGAAGGUGAUGAUCGCCGAGGUUUGCAAGGAGGCCCGGAUAAUGCGCCACUACCAGCACAUGAACAUUGUCAACUUUUACGGGGUCGCCGUGGAAAAAGUCUCGAUUUCCGGGAUUUUCUGGGAUUUAUCUCCUUUUUGAGGAACCCAUAAUGCUUGUGAUGGAGUUGGCCGACACCGGCGCCUUGGAUUCUUACCUGAGGGGCGGCAAUAAUGUCACCUUACUCACCAAGGUGCUCUUUAAGCCUUCAAAGAAACUAUCCUCUUUGAAAUUUGCAGCUCAAAUAUUCUUUUGACACGGCAAAAGGCCUGGAAUACCUCCACCAGAACGGCUGUAUCCAUCGUGACGUUGCAGCGAGGUUUUCCCGACGUAUUAAAAAUGAAAUAAUUAUUCCAGAAACUGCCUUCUACACGCUGGAACCGUCAAGAUCAGCGACUUCGGCCUUUCCAAGCAGCUCUCCGACCACGCCCACAAGUACAAGCUCAAGGUCCUCACCUUGGAGUUCAAAUCGAGCCGAAAAUCUUCAGGACCUCCAUCAGAAACUGCCGAUCCGAUGGCUGGCUCCAGAGGUCCUUGUCUCGGCCACGUAUUCCUGCAAGUCUGACGUCUUCUCGUUCGGAAUCUUGCUUUGGGAGGUUUCCAGGAUCUUUUUCUUCAGAAAUAAUUGUUUCAAAAAAAAUCUCACUGGAUUGUUUAAAGGCGCAUAAGGAAAUUAUAUGGAGGCGAAAGUUGAUUCCUUGCUCCUUUAAAGGAUCCAGCAAGCGACUUUUCAUUGUUCCAAUUUUCCCAUUCAGAUAUUCAUGGACGGUGCGAUACCGUACCCGGACAUGACUCUAGGCGAAGUCAGCGCCAAAGUCAGGACCGGCUACCGUAUGUCUCCCCCUGACCGUAUGCCCAAAUUCGUCCGCGAAGUCAUGACAAAUCAAUGUUUCCCGCAGGCGCCGGAAGAUCGCGGCAACAUGUUCGAAGUUUGAAUUAUAUACCUUUUUGGAAUCAAAAUAAUCAUUCCAGAUCCGCGAAAGCAUGGAAAACGUCAUCGAACGACGGACCGUACCUUCUUCUGUUUAUCAGUCCAUCAGAUACUGA